AUGGCGCCGGAGUGCAGAAUGUAUUCUGAAAGGUUUCCAGACAUCGACCAGGUCGUGAUGGUGCAGGUCAAGAGCAUAGCCGAAAUGGGCGCAUAUGUUCAAUUACUGGAGUAUGACAACAUCGAGGGCAUGAUAUUACUGUCAGAGCUCACCAGGAGGCGCAUUCGAUCGGUAUCAAAACUCAUCAAGGUCGGUCGUAUCGAACCAGUUAUGGUACUGCGCGUUGAUGACGAGAAGGGCUACAUCGAUCUCUCAAAGAGACGGGUUUCGCCAGAAGACAUUGAAGCGUGCGAAAUCAAAUACAAUAAGAGCAAGGUAGUCCAUUCUAUUAUCAGACAUGUUUCCGAGACGACCGGUACUCUACCCGAACAAUUGUAUAAGUCAUUUGGUUGGCCGUUUUACAGCAAGUAUGGACAUGCCUUUGAUGCUUUCAAGAUGUUUGUUACAGAUCCGAGCUUACUGCACAAAGAGUUCGCUGAGCGAAGGAUUUCUGCCACGACCGAACAAGACGAAGAAGCACUGAGUGAAGCUGUUGCAUUUGCACUAACAAAGGACAUCCAACGGCGCAUGACACCACAGCCACUCAAAAUACGUGCGGACGUUGAACUGACCUGUUUCGAAUACAAUGGGGUUUUAAGCAUUAAAAGUGCUAUGCGCUACGCCGAAAAUAUUUCAACAGAGGACUGUAAAGUGAAGAUGUCUCUGGUAGCAUCACCACUUUAUGUGCUGUCAACUCAGUCUUCUGAACGAGAGUCGGGAAUUUCGUUGGUCGACAAUGCGAUCGAAGUUUUGAGGGAACACAUCACCUCGAAGGGUGGAAAGUUGGUCGUGAAAGAAGGCGCAAGAGUGGUCAGCGAAAGAGAUGACAAGCUUCUAUCUGAACAAAUGACAAAUUCUCAUAAGACUGAAAGUGAGAGCGGAAGCGAUGAUGACACCAUGGGGAACAUAGCUUUGUAA
This is a messenger RNA of Ostreococcus tauri, 957 nucleotides long. Its product is annotated as Translation initiation factor 2, alpha subunit,C-terminal. The transcript has 7 exons. NCBI's taxonomy places the organism in Eukaryota, Viridiplantae, Chlorophyta, Mamiellophyceae, Mamiellales, Bathycoccaceae. Bases 1 to 957 code for a protein of 318 amino acids. The record is from RefSeq and is a predicted model, not a curated record. Gene Ontology annotation, cellular component: multi-eIF complex; eukaryotic translation initiation factor 2 complex; eukaryotic translation initiation factor 2B complex. Gene Ontology annotation, molecular function: ribosome binding; RNA binding; translation initiation factor activity.